This is a messenger RNA of Cetraspora pellucida, 1893 nucleotides long. The record is from the annotation of a GenBank genome assembly. Lineage: Eukaryota; Fungi; Glomeromycota; Glomeromycetes; Diversisporales; Gigasporaceae.
AUGGAAGAAUAUGGAAUUCCUGGUUCGAGUUCAUCAACUUCUGCAGGACAUAAUCACUAUGGUUAUGUUAAUAAAAACUCUUCAACUAGUUCAACUUUUAGUAUUAACAAAACGAACACAAAAGUUGAAGAUCAAGCCAUUAUUGAUCGUGCUAAGGAGUUUAUGAAAGACUUUAAAAAUCCAUCAAAUUUAAUUAGUUUUAAGUAUUUAGUUGAAGACCUUGAAGUAGAGCCUUCUGCAUCAUUAUUAGAAUUGUUAGUUGAUGCACUUUUAUUACUUAGUGAUGCUUCUUUAUUUAAAUGCUACACAAGAAAUACUAUUCCACAUUUAGAAUUACAUCUUCGAACUUGGAUUGCCACCUUAGAAGUUGUAUUUUAUUCUCCUACUGUAUUAACUCGUGAAACUCGUGACAAACUCUAUAGUAAUUUAGAUAAGUUUGUUGAAAUUCACUACCGAGUAACAGAAAUGUUUAGCCAAGGCGUUAAUCAUAGCUUUAAUAUGCGUGAUGAUGAAACUCGAUUAGAUGAAUUUUUACGACGAUUUAGAGAAAGUAUUUUGGCUCUUAUUAGUAGUGCUCCUAAAAUACCUUCUGUCACUCCUGGAAAUGUUCCUGCUACACUUGAUUAUACCAAUAGUACUUUGCCAAGAAUUAUCAAUGCUCUCAAUGUUAAAUAUCCUAUUGCUUACUGGUAUCCAGUAUGGCGUGAACUUUUAUUAAUGCAUUAUUCAUUAAAAACUUUGAUUAGAGAUUUAAAUUAUAAUAUUUUACGAUUCUAUAAUGAAACUUAUCUUCUUGAAUCACUUUGGCAACAUGCUUUUAAUCAGGGGUAUGAACAGCAAAAACAUGAUGAUAUUUUAAGUAUCUUGAAUAAUUAUAAAGCAUUUCGUGGAUUGUGGACUAGAAAAGAACCAACUGCUCUACCAAACUCUCUAUGGUUUGGUGUAUUAGAUCUUGCUCAAAAUUUAAGUUAUCAAACUGUUCAACCUGUUAAUUUGGCUCUUUGUUAUUAUUUAGGCUUGGAAUCAUUACAAAAGUCCCAAUGUUAUUAUAUUCAAUUCAAAUCUUUAGAAUUACUUAUAUCCCUUUCUUAUCAGGAGCCGAAGUGGUUUAAAGAUGUAGUAAAAGAAGAAAUAGAGAAAUUUAUCGAAUUACUACCAGUAGAUUCCCAACUAAAAUUUAAAAAUCUAAUUUAUGAUAUAAAUCAAAAACUUCAAUUAAGUAAUGAAUUUAUGAACCAAUUUAGUAUAAAUUAUGAAAAUAAAUCAAUAAUUAAGAACGAUAUACUGGAUAAAACAUCUAAUUCUUUGUUAGAAAUAAUUGCAGAAAAUUUUACCUGUAAGAUUACUAAACAAAUAACUGGAGAUUUUCUUAUUUUAUCAUGCUGUGGACACUCAGUUAGUCGUGAUGCUAUUAAUAAGUGGAAAAAUAUUUCAAUUUUUAAGAAUAAAUUAUUUGAAUGUCCAUUUUGCAGAACUGAAAUUAAGAUGGAAUCAUUCUAUAAUCUUGCACAAAAUACAAUGAUAAAAGGUCUCUACAAAAGGUUAGAGCAAGAAGGAUAUUUAAAUAAUUUAUUAGAAGAACAGCAAAUGCCAAUGGACAAUAUGUAUAUAGCAGAAGAUGAUUUACUUUUAAAAAUGAAUAAAAUGCGUAUAUUUGGAAUUCAUAUGCCACCUAAAUCACCUAUUUCAAUUUUAAAAAAAGUUCGUCCAAAAGUUUUACAUCCAGCAGCAACGAAAGCAACCAAUGCAGAACAACAAAAAGAUUAUGAAACGGCCAUAGUAUGGUUAACUCAACUUUUACAAGAUUAUCCAAAAAGCUAUUCAAUUUUAUGUAGAAGGGCAUUUGCAUCUUUGAAACUUAAAUUAUAUUCCCGAGCUUUAAAAGAUUUAUAA